AUGGCAAGACAGAACAUUGCUCAUUGUAGAAUAAACGAGAACUUUAAUGAGCUCCAUCUUAAUGGAAAACUGAAACAAGAAAUUAUUACUGAUCACACAAUAUUGUCUUCUAGUGAUAAUAUAGAUACUACCAAAGGUCUUCACAUAUUGCCCACUAAGCAUGGAAGCAGUACUUUAUUAAAUCAGGCCGAUUCUCAGUUUCCUGAUCUAUUUACAUAUAAAAAUUUCUAUGUAAGUCGUCUUAUCAUGUCUCACCCAACGGUGAGUGACAAUGAAGAUUGUAACAUCAGCAGCAUAUUUGAAGAAGCUUGUGAUUUUAUAGAUUAUGUUGAGCAGAUUGGUCAGAGAGUUUUAGUUCAUUGUUUUGAGGGGAGAAGCAGAAGCGUAUUCUGGAAGUUCACUCUACUAGAAGCAUGGAACACACUGAAACGAGUACACCGCAGAGCACAGCCGAACGACGGUUUUGCCAAGAUCUUACAGGAACUGGAUAAAAAGCUGAAUGGAAAGGUUUCUAUGGAGUGGCAGCAACGAAAACCAACGAUGCAAGUUUGCCCAUCUGCGGCAAGAAUGCCGGAUUAA
Arachis stenosperma is the source of this 579-nucleotide messenger RNA. Its product is annotated as dual specificity protein phosphatase PHS1-like. The record is from RefSeq and is a predicted model, not a curated record. The transcript has 4 exons. Bases 1 to 579 code for a protein of 192 amino acids. Gene Ontology annotation, biological process: cortical microtubule organization; protein dephosphorylation; response to abscisic acid. NCBI's taxonomy places the organism in Eukaryota, Viridiplantae, Streptophyta, Magnoliopsida, Fabales, Fabaceae. Gene Ontology annotation, molecular function: protein tyrosine/serine/threonine phosphatase activity.